AUGACUUGCGCCACGGCUGGCGGUGGGCUUGAAGCCAUCGAGGCUGAGCGCGAGGCCAUCAAGGCCGAGAUCGCGGCCAAGAAGCGUGCGCACAAGCACCGCCUUGACAUUGACGUGCCUGUGGUCGAUCCGACCGCCCCGCGAUACGAUCCAUCCAAGCCGACGCCGCUGUACCCGUCGCCGCGGACAGCGGCAGCAGUGCGCGCGUUCUUCUCCGGCGACGACCACGGCGCCGACAGUGCCGGCUUGUCAGCCGCCGCCGACCUGGUUGACGACCCGAACGCGGUCUUUCGGCACACCGACUCGGCAUGCUGCGUCUGCUUUUCCGACACGGUGGCGGUGCGGAUGCUGGGGCGCGCGUGCCGGCACGGGUUCUGCGACGAGUGCGCUGAGCAGGCGCUCAACACCAUUGUGGAGAGUGGCCAGUUCCCGGCAGCGUGCCCGGGCUGCCUGGCUGAUGGCGGCAUGGCAGCGCCUGUCGAGACAGCCUUCAUCCCUGCCCACGUCAUCGAGGCGCUGGUUGCCCGUGGCGUGCUCUCCAUUCCGUUUGGCCGCAAAUUUGUGAGUCAGCAGGUCAUGCACGCCUUUGACCGCUCGCAGUUUGUCUGCUGCCCGAUCUGCGACCUCAUGUGCUUCAAGCCGAGCUGGGACGACAAGGUUGUCGAGACCAUGGUUGAGCCGUGGCGAGUCGAGUGCCCGGCAUGUGAGUCCGCCUUUUGCAUCAAGUGUAACGAGUACUACCGGGGGCACGCCGGGCUCACUUGUGAGGACUUUGAGUCCAAGACCCAGCGGGCGGCCGAGGCUGCGUCGAUGGGCCUCAUCCUCCAAACCGCCAAGGCUUGCCCACGGUGCGGAACCGGCGUCACGCACUGGGCCGGUCACGGUUGCCACCACAUCUCCGGCUGCUGCGGCUACGAUUGGUGCUUUGUCUGUCUCGAGCCUCACCCGUGCUCGCGCGUCGGCCACGCCCUUUUUUGCGACGACGGCUGCGGCUGCGUCCCGUGUCCGAUCUGCCGCCCAGGCUCGCCGUGCGACAAGUGCCCUGGCGGCGAUCGCUGCCCAAGCUGCUCCGGCGUCGCACCCUCCACGGCUCUCAAUCCGGUCGAUGCCCCAGACGAUGCGGGCAUGAUAGACCUUGUGGACGUGAUAUAG
Thecamonas trahens ATCC 50062 is the source of this 1152-nucleotide messenger RNA. RefSeq lists its product as uncharacterized. The record is from RefSeq and is a predicted model, not a curated record. Bases 1 to 1152 code for a protein of 383 amino acids. The transcript is spliced from 2 exons. NCBI's taxonomy places the organism in Eukaryota, Apusomonadida, Apusomonadidae.